Messenger RNA from Trachymyrmex septentrionalis, 2973 nucleotides. RefSeq lists its product as uncharacterized. The coding region runs from base 1 to 2973 and encodes 990 amino acids. The record is from RefSeq and is a predicted model, not a curated record. The transcript has a single exon. NCBI's taxonomy places the organism in Eukaryota, Metazoa, Arthropoda, Insecta, Hymenoptera, Formicidae.
AUGCCGAAAAACCGAAGCCAUACAGAUGCUUCUGAGGAGUACCAUGAGUUCAUACAGCUUGUGGCUCAGCAGAAUAAGGUGCUGCAAUCCCUAAAAAGAGCAGCUGCCUUGCUCGAUUCGCCCGACGUGACCCUCGAGCAAGCACAGGCUCGACGGGACUUUAUUGACGGACGGUGGAAGGACCUGUCAGCUCGCGAUGAACAGCUGACCAUGUAUGAAGCAUUGCCGGCUUGCGCAACCGAAGCUUACUUCACUGAGGACUUCCUUGGCACGUGUGAGGAACUCUACCUCACAACGUACGCAGGCCUGUCCGCAUACAUACACGCUGCUAUGCCACGGAUGUCACCGGCAUCGUCGAACACGGAACCAGAUGCUGCCAUCUCCGAAGCUCAUCAACGUCGUACGCAAGUACCGAAGAUUAAGCUACCGCACUUUUCCGGCAAUUUCAUAGGUUGGAUAGAAUUCCGUGAUCAUUUCCAGGCACUCAUUCUUAAUGACGCUUCUUUUGACUCAUUUCAUCGUCUUUAUUAUCUGAAAUCAUGCCUUGAAGGAGAAGCCGCGGCUUUGUUAAAAAACUUGUCGAUUACCGCGGAUAAUUUUGAAGUCGCCUGGAAGAUGCUCACGGAACGCUAUGAAAAUAAACGCCGUUUAUUGUCGAUUCUUUUAAAUGAGCUCUUUGGUCUCAAACCCGUUUCUCGCGAAGGGUCUCCAGGAGAAUUGCGGAAAUUAUUAGAUUCGGCCCAGGAAUGUCUCGACGCGCUCGCGAAACUUGGCCGUCCUAUCAGUGAUGAUAUAAGCGUGCAUAUCGUCACUCAGCGUCUUGAUCGCGACACUCGAGAAGCCUGGGAAUUUUCGCUUGAGGGUGAUGGUUUCGCGACCUUUGAUGAGUUGGAACGGUUUUUGAAAUUAAAAAUCAGAUCUCUCGAAGCCGCAACAGCGGGAAACAAAAUCACUCGAUCCUCAGCAUCACAACCUCGAACGAAAGCGACGGCUAACCCUAGCCCUGCUGCGUCGGCUCAUCACGCGAGUCCAAAAAAAUCGUCGAAUAAUUGUAAUGUACAAUGCACGUUGUGUAAUAAUACACAUCCGACGUACAAAUGCGCGCAAUUUACUAGUAAACCGGUGUCUCAACGUUGGGAAGUCGCUCGAGAGCACACGUUAUGUUUUAACUGCUUGUCGGCUCGUCAUACUAGCGACGGGUGCCCAAGCACUCGCACCUGUUCACAUUGUCACGAGCGUCAUCAUACUCUUUUGCAUUCACCACCGCGUAAAAAGACUAGUACCGACGCAGGAACCAGUGCGUCAACCAGUGGUGGUCCAUUGGUUGAUGCGAAUUUAAUUCAAUCACAUUUAAGCACUCUUCAAGUGCCAACCCAUAUCAUCCUGACUACUGCGUGGGUGUUAGUCACCGCUGCGUCGCAUCGGGUCGUAAAGUUGCGAGCGUUGCUCGACCCAGGUUCAACGCACACUUUCAUUUCGAGAGUUGCAGCGACCGAAUUACGGACGAAAACGUACCCGACGUCAAUGCGAAUGAAUGGCAUAGGUCUUAACAGACCAUCGACAGUUAGUCAGGUAGUACCGAUUUCUGUUAGUGCAGUAGGCAGCAAUGAGGUCGCACUAUCAACCGAAGCGCUAGUUCUUGACAACCUGACGUCGUACGUACCGAGAUUUCGGUAUCCGGUUUCACAUUGGCCGCAUCUCAAAGGUCUCGAACUGUCGGAUCGAAACCCGACGGACGAUACGCCUAUUCAUUUGGUGAUCGGCGCGGAUUUGUACGCGUAUGAGCUUCGGGAUGGACUUAUUCGCGGCCGACGAGACGAGCCGGUGGCCUUGAACACCAUCUUCGGGUGGGUCCUGUCUAGGAUGAGCAAUACAGAGGGUAGACAGGGCGAAGAACCUCGCGUUCAAGUGCACCACGUGCACAUACAAGACGAUGACCUCCACUCAUCCCUUACUCGAUUUUGGGAGACCGAGGAAAUCCCUGCAAGUCGUAUGGUCUCAAAGGACGACGCUAUAUGUGAGCGUCAUUUUAAAGAGACACAUUCGCGCACUGCCGACGGUCGGUAUGUAGUACGAUUGCCGCUUCGCGCCGCGCCCGCGCUAACGCUUGGCAACACCUAUCGACGCGCCUUACAGUGCCUGCAGUCAAUUGAACGACGACUCGCAUCUCGGCCCUCAGAACGUACCGCUUAUACCGACUUCAUGCGUGAGUACGAAUCACUCGGUCAUAUGCGGAUUGCAACCGCACGUCCGGAUGACGCGUCUGUAGUUUACUUACCUCGUCAUCCGAUUGUGAAGACAUCGAGUACGACUACAAAGACCCGUAUUGUUUUUAACGCGUCCGCGAUUUCCGCCUCCGGCAAAUCACUCAACGAUUUGCAAUACAUCGGCCCCAAGUUGCAGGCCGAUUUAUCCCUUAUGCAUCUCCAAUGGCGCACGUAUAAAUUUGUAUACACUGCCGACAUCGAGAAGAUGUAUAGGCAAAUCUUGAUUAGUCCACACGACGUCGAUCUACAACGGAUUUUAUGGCGUCAUACCCCCUCAGCGGCCAUAUCCGAGUAUCAGCUGUUGACUGUUACGUACGGUACAGCUAGUGCGCCAUUUUUAGCACUGCGCGUCUUACAGCAGUUAGUCACAGAUGAAGGUCAUGGGUUCCCCCGUGGGAAGGAUGUCGUUCGGUCGCAUAUGUUUGUCGACGAUGUGCUGUUUGGAGCGGAUACAAUCGAAGAGGCAAUUGCCAUCAGAAUUGAAACGACCGCUUUGCUGAACAAAGGCCAUUUCACGCUUCGCAAAUGGUCCAGCAAUUCGAUCACGUUGCUCUCCGAUAUCGAUCCGUCCAAUCACGGUUUAUCGUGUGACAAAGCUUUGCAGGAUGACGACAGCUUGAAGAUCCUCGGUAUUGCCUGGAGACCCACUGACGACUCAUACUGCUUCACUCUGAACCUCUCGCCUCUUUCGUCACAAAACGAGUGA